AUGAGUCUUUCACCCAUUGAGAAGGCGGCAUCAGGUGCUUUGGCAUCAGCUGUCGCCAAUACGCUUGUUUACCCCAUAGAUCUCUCCAAAACAAUUAUCCAAACGCAGGUUAAAAAUGAAAACAACAAGGAGUUGGAGUAUAAAACUACUCUUGACGUUCUUAAAAAAAUAUACGAGAAAAAGGGAAUUAUUGGAUGGUACCAAGGCCUCCUCUCUACUGUGGUUGGAACUGCUGCCCAAAAUUUCAGUUACUUUUACUGGUACACGAUUGUCAAGAAGGUGUAUGCUAAUUUGUACAAGAACAUUCCCAACCACAAACCAACCACAUUGACUGAACUAUUCCUCGGUGCUGUUGCUGCGGCUAUCAGUCAAUGUUUUACAAUGCCGAUUGGUGUUGUAACGACUCAACAACAAACUGAUAAACAUCAUAGAAGCGCUUUGCAAUUGGUCAAGGAAAUCUUGAGAGAAGAUGGUAUAACUGGUUUAUGGAGAGGUUUGAGGGUGUCAUUGGUUUUGUGUAUCAACCCAUCAAUUACCUAUGGUUCAUAUGAAAGGUUGAAGGAAAUAAUCUAUGGAGGUAAACAAUUUUUGAAUCCUUUGGAAAGUUUUUCAUUGGGAGUUUUGGCCAAGAGUUUGGCCACUAUUGCCACUCAGCCACUUAUUGUCAGUAAGGCAUUAUUACAAAAGAGUAAAGGCAAGGGCCAUAAGAAGAACGAGUUUGGUGAAUAUGAAGAUGAAAAAGAAGAUAUCAAGUUUGAUCAUUUUACGCACGCUUUAGCUCAUUUAUGGAAGACUGAAAAGUUUAAAGGGUUGUACAAGGGAAUUCGUCCACAAUUGUUAAAGGGGGUUUUCGUUCAAGGUUUGUUAUUUAUGUUUAAAGACCAAAUUGAUUUGUUGUUUUUGUUCCUCUUGUCAUUGAUCAAGAGAAAGAGAAUCGGAAGUGUUUAG
Lodderomyces margitis is the source of this 948-nucleotide messenger RNA. RefSeq names its product Ant1p (gene ANT1). Bases 1 to 948 code for a protein of 315 amino acids. The transcript has a single exon. The record is from RefSeq and is a predicted model, not a curated record. Lineage: Eukaryota; Fungi; Ascomycota; Pichiomycetes; Serinales; Debaryomycetaceae.